This is a messenger RNA of Lactuca sativa (garden lettuce), 5430 nucleotides long. RefSeq names its product putative disease resistance protein At4g19520. Lineage: Eukaryota; Viridiplantae; Streptophyta; Magnoliopsida; Asterales; Asteraceae. Gene Ontology annotation, molecular function: ADP binding. The record is from RefSeq and is a predicted model, not a curated record. Gene Ontology annotation, biological process: defense response; signal transduction.
UUGGAAUCGUGUGCUAGAAAUUUGAGUCGACUUUAUCUUCUUAUCCUUUCAAAUCCAUUUCAAAAUUUCAAACUCUUUCGGUUCUUCAUCCAGUAUUAUGGUUUCUCCCGGUACUUAUAACGUUUUUUUAAGCUUUAGAGGCGAAGAUACUCGUAAUGCUUUUACGGAUCAUCUUUACGACGCAUUAGUCCGAGCAGGAAUUGUUACUUUUAGGGAUAAUGAAGAAAUCAGGAGAGGUGAAGAACUGCAGCCGGAGAUCGAGAGAGCAAUUAAAGAAUCAAGGGCUUCAGUAGUUGUCUUCUCAGAGAAGUAUGCAACUUCAACUUGGUGUCUGGAUGAGCUUGCGUUGAUCCUCCAGCAAAGGAGGGAGUGCAAUCACUUCGUUCUACCUGUUUUUUAUCAUGUCGAUCCUUCUGAUGUGAGGAAACAAACGGGAACUUUUGCUAUAGAAGUCAAAGCCUCUUCAAGGUGGACAGAUGACAACGUGAGCCUGUGGAAAAAAGCUCUUAAAGAAGUUCCUGAUUUAGGAGGCAUGGUUUUGUCUGGGGGAAAAAUGGAAGUAAGUUGGAGAUGGUACGACAGAUCUUUGUUUACAGCUAGUUCGGAAAAGUCCGAAGCAAAAUUUGUGAAGGAAAUUGUUGACAUAAUUUACAAUAAAUUGGAACGCAGAGAAGUUAGUCUUCCACAAAAUAUAACUGGGAUGGCUGCUCGAUACGAAGAUAUCAGUGCCUGGUUAAAUCAACCGGAUGUUGAAUUUUUAGCAAUUUGCGGCAUGGGUGGAAGUGGCAAGACGACACUAGCCAAAUAUAUCUACAAUUCAAACUGGAAAACUUAUGAGAACAUGAGUUUUCUUGAAGGCAUUAGAGAAAAAUGUGAACAGCCCGAUGGUAUGCGUGUGCUACAAGAACAACUUCUCAAAGGUAUUUUAGGCGGCAAGAAGAGAAAAAUACCUAGUGUUUCUGAAGGCACAUGUAAGAUUGAGGAGGCCUUACAGACAAAAAGGUCGCUUAUUGUUCUUGAUGACAUUGUUGAACGUAGUCAGUUAGUUGCUUUACUUGGAACCGGGAAGAUUAAUCCACAAACCAAGAUUAUAAUAACAACAACCAGAGAAAAUACAGAUGAUUGGUUUAAGUUCACAGACUGGAGGUGUCAAGAUUAUGAAAUGAAAUUAUUGAAUGAUGAUGAAUCGUUAGAGCUUUUAAGUCGUCAUGCUUUUGGUUCCAAAGUUCCCAUGGAAGGUUUCAAGGAGGUUGCAGAACAAGCGGUACAAUAUUGUGAAGGGAAUCCGCUGGCUCUUGAAGUGUUGGCUUCUGCUCUGUCCCAAAAAAAUACCAUCGUACAUUGGAAAAGUCAAUUGAAUACACUGGAAAAAGAUAUUCAUUCUAGAAUUCACAAUGUACUUAUAAUGAGCUACAACUCACUAUCGCUUGUCUUAGAAAAGGAGUUGUUUCUGCAUAUUGCUUGUUUCUUUGUUGGUAAAGACAAGGAUUAUGUGGUAAAGAUAUUGCAGCAUGAUUACAAUGCAGCAUCUGGGAUCACAAGCCUAUCCAACAGAUGCCUUCUUUCUGUUUCACCAAACAACAAACUGAUGAUGCAUCGGUUGCUUCAAGAGAUGGGGAAAAACAUAGUUCGUCAAGAAUCAAAAUUCCCUGAACAACGUAGUAGAGUCUGGCUUAGUAGCGACUCCUAUAAGAUAUUGAGCAAGGGAAAGGGUUCAGAAACUAUGGAGGGUUUAGCACUUGACAUGCAAAUGCUGGAAGAACAGAAGUUUGCUUUCAAGUCAUCAAACCUCAAGACAGAUGCACUUCAAAAGAUGGAUAAACUAAAAUUACUCCAACUAAACUUCGUGCAGCUCACUGGGUUCUACGAGAAUUUUUCAGAAGACUUGAGAUGGCUCUGCUGGCUUGGAUCCAAUUUAAGAACCAUACCCUCUGACUUAUUCAUGGGGAACUUGGUGGCUAUAGAUAUGAGCUAUAGCAACUUGGAAAUAUUUGAACCACCCAUGGUUCUUCCGUCACUGCAGAUUUUGAAUCUUACAGAUUCACACAAUCUACUCGAAAUCCGCAACAUGUCCAUGAUCCCUCAUCUAGAGACUUUAAUUCUUUGGAACUGCCACAGUCUCUCUCGUGUUUGUGAAACAAUUGGAGACCUCACGAGUCUUGCACUACUGAACAUGACAGGAUGUAGAAAUCUGUGCAAGAGUGAGCAAAUGGAAGCUUCUACCUCUGGUAAAGGUGUUGCAGAACAACCUACCCUUUUCUUCCCACGUUCAUUACACCGGUUAUUCCUCAAGGAUUGCGAUCUUGAGUGUACUGAGUCUUUUCCUCUGAGUUUUAGCAUUCAACUAUCUUUGCAGUACAUGAAUUUAGGCAAUAGUCUCUUCGAGUUUCUGCCUUCUUAUGACCAUCUUAAAAAUCUUCGGGUCCUUGACUUGAGUUUAUGUUCGAUGCUUAAACAGCUUCUUUGUCUCCCAAGUACACUUGCAGAAUUGUAUGUAUACUAUUGUAAGUCGCUGGAGGAAAUAAGCUUCCAAUCACAUCGAUUCACAUUGCAAGAGUUUGGGUAUGAAGGUUGUAUUAGUUUAUUAGAAAUUGAAGGCUUUAUCAAAUUGGUGCCUGUAACCAAACUUGAAGAAAACGAUUUGGGACAUAUGAAGUGGCUAAAAGAAUAUCAAAAUCAUGAGGUGUGCCUGGUUGGUGAUGAUGAGCUCACCAAAGGCAGAAGUUCGUGUGUCCAGAUGUUGUUUGAAUUCAAUAUAAUGAGCACAUCUCUUCCAUACAUGAAGGAUCCAAUGAUGAAGCCUACUUAUGUAUCAGAGUUAUCAUAUUUGUACUUUGAUGUGCCUCCGCCUCCCAAGAAUAGAAGGCUCAAAGGACUUGAUGUAACUUUCAAGUAUACAAUGUCAGGUGAGGAUGACGUGUUAUGGUUCUGUAAGAUCAGUACGAACAAUGAUGUUGAUUUGAUGUACAACCCCAAAGUCUUUGGCAAACCUAAAUUUGGUGAAGUUGGUAUAUGGUUAAGCUAUUGGCCAAUUGGAAAUGCAUUGCACACGGGAGAUAAGGUCAAUGUCUCUAUCGCUGUGAUCAGUGGAUUGGAGGUACAUGAAUGCGGAGUGAGCCUUGUUUAUACUGAUGAUAAAGUAGCAGAGGAAACCUUGGAAAAUAACAUGGGAUUGGUAGAAGUUCUUGGAGGAGAUUUGUCUGGAUUUCAACUAAGCACACGGGCUUACUAUUUGUGUCGCCGUGAUUUGUUUGAGUUAAUGGAGGUUGGUAAACUGACACCCGGUUGGUUUAGUAUUCUAGUUGGUGAUACCAUUGAAUGUACAGAGGUACGAGGAUGGAGAAAAACAGGUCGACCUACUCAGUUGAAUCCAUCGUUUACUGAGUUAAAGUUUGUUAGAUGCAUCAUCCAUGGUCCUGAAUCGGAGGACAUUUACAAGAUUGUAGAUAUGUCAAAAUCAUCUAUCGUAGAUAAAAAAUUGGAGUUUAUGUCAAGCCCACUUGGGGAUUCAAUGGUAUCUUCCACAUCGUCUAAAUUUACUGAACUACCAAUAAAGGCUGUUGUUGACAGUCGAGAUCAGGAGCAAGAAAUUUUGCUGUUGAGAAAGCAUCUUGUUGACUAUUCAAUUAAGGAAGCCCAAAUACACAAUGAGAAGUUUGCUCUUGAGAAACAAAUUGCUUAUAUGCGUCUGGCUUUCGAUCAGCAGCAACAGGAUCUGGCUGAUGCGGCAUCUAAAGCUCUCUCUUACAGACAAGACAUUAUUGAAGAAAAUAUACGCCUAACCUAUGCAUUGCAGGAUGCACAAGAAGAAAGAACAACAUUUAUAUCAUCUUUGAUGCCUCUUCUUGCGGAGUAUUCUCUUCAGCCACCAGUUGCUGAUGCCCAGUCCAUCGUUAGUAAUGUUAAGGUUCUUUUUAGGCAUUUGCAGGAGAAGCUCAUAGGAAUUGAGACAAAGCUAAAAGAGUCUCCAUAUCAGCUAGCAGCCUGGCGUUCUGAUUCAAGUUUUGCACAAUCACUGUUGCAUUCUUUUGGGGGGAACAAAAAUGGGCUUGAAUUGGUUACACAACAAGCAUACUCUGAUGGAGACCAUCCAACUCCAAAAGGGUGGGAUGGAGCUGGUGUUCCAGAAACUUCAGAGCCUGAUUCAGGGAGGUAUUCACCUCUUCUAAACAGAAACAAUAAUAAUAAUAAUGGUGUACGGAGAUUAGGUGGUGAUUCGUAUCCUACAACGACAAGUAGUAAAAAUGAGGAAACCAGCAACAAACAGGUUACAUUUAGCGACCCUGUUAGCAGUAAUAAUGAUGUUGAUGAUUUAGAAGGAGGAGGAGAAGCAUUUGUCAAUUGGAAUUCCAAGACCCCCCUUGAAGAUCCCCAGCCCCAGCCCCACUCCCACUCAUAUUCUCCAUAUUUAACUCCAGUGCCUGAAAAACCUGAUUCUUCAUACUCUGAAGCAGCUGCAGAUGAUGAUCCAUUACCUGCAGUGGAGUCCCUCCAAAUUUCAGGCGAAGCUUUUCCAGGUCGAGAACUCCAAGCAAGUGGAUACUCCCUCAAUGGAACUACAAGUUGUAAUUUUGAGUGGGUGCGGCAUAUGGAAGAUGGAUCUGUUAGUUAUAUAGAAGGUGCAAAGCAGCAAAAUUAUCUUGUUACUGCUGAUGAUGUUGAUACAUACCUUGCCAUUGAAGUCCAGCCCACGGAUAACAGAAAACGAAAGGGUGAACUUGUAAAGGUUUUCGCCAAUGAGCACAGCAAAAUUGUCUGUGAUCCUGAUAUGCAUGACAAUAUCAGAAAAGCUCUUCAGACUGGUCAUGCUGAACACAGAUUGUCUUUAUGGACAGGAUUCCUUGAGAUAUGGGAGCCAGUUACAUUAGUCAUCAGAAAAGAUGGAAUUAACAUAAAAGGUGGUACUACUCCUGUCAAUGAGAAGUUUUCUCCCAACACAAGGGUUUAUAUUCCGUGUGGAAAUCCUGUAGAGUUUUCCAUUAUUGGUUUGGGAGGUGUUGAGCAACGGCUUCGGGUGGAGCAAGAAUCAGAUACUAUAAGUUCAAGGGAUGUCAUUGUGCUUACCCUGAGAUACUUUAUCAAUAGGGCUGCCAAGAAAAAAAAGGUGAAAAAGAAGGGCUUAUUUUUUUGACAAGACAAGAGGAGAAAGGAAGUGGUCUUUUGGUCUUUUGUUACAUACAAAAAUGACUACCCUUUGUUGUAGUUGUAGGAUCCUUUUUUGGUUUUGGUGUUGCAUUCUUACUUAGAUCUCAUGUUCACAUGUGCUGCUUUUUUCAACAAUGUGUCUAUUCGGGGGAUGUAAUUUGUAUUUAUUUGUCAGUGCAUGUGCCACAACCUGAACGUAAUUGAAUUCUCCUCUGAUUUUAUUCCACAACAGAAUCGUACAUAUACAGGGAGAUAGCAAUAAAAUCGGGAAUUACAAUCUUCUAA